AUGUAUGGUAUUCAAGCGUAUGUCUUUCAAACUGGGAAGGUGAAUAUUUCCGACACAUCCCAAAACAACCAUGGCUGCCAGACCGUUUCUUUCAAUACUCAGUUCCAGGGUUCUGGAGAUGUAAAGGUGUUUGCAACGCUUAGCCACGGAAGCGAACAUGUCAAAAUCCACGACCCAGCGUCUGUUUGGGUGAAGUCAGUGUCCACAUCUGGUUUUGAUGCCUGCGUUCGUGAAGCAGGCAGUGGUUCUGGAGGCGCGUCUGUGAUCAACUGGCUUGCAUUUCAAGGUUCGCACCAAGGUCUUGAUUCGGGAAUCGUUGAAUUUGAUGAAUUCACCUCAAGAACCCAGUGCAAGAGGAUAUCGCUUAGUAUUCAGAAUAAGGUGAGAUGGUAAAGUAGGUGAAUUCAAUCAGUCACUUUAACAUACUUACAGGUGACAAACAAUACAUCCUUACUUGGACAAAAUCGAUCAGGCAUGGAAGAAGGGGCCUUAAGCCUAAAGCUACAUGUAGAAUAGAGAAUUCGGAAGUCCCAUGCUUUACUGUCAUAAUUAGUCACUUAGAAGGAACUUUGAAAGUGUCACAUCAGGGUUAUGUAGAAUCCCAGACCUUACAUUUUCAUUCUUCUGUGACAUAGAUAAUUCUUCUUUUGUUACACUCUGUCUUAGGCGAGACCCCAAGUGUUUGUGACUGUUCUACAUAAACAUUCCGACCGACCAUUUGACUCCAUGAACAUUUGGCUAGAGGACGUCAAAAAGGAUAGUUUUGUGGUUUGCUUGAGGGAGUUUAUGAGCUUUGACGGCAUCCAUUCAGGUCUCAAAGUGGUAAGUUGAGAUUAGAGAAGUCUGAGGAGACUAGUCUUUAUUGCUCUAUUCACGAAAUUACCACGCAGGGUUUGUGUGGCAAAGAAGUCCACCUUUGGGUAACUAAAGGGUGCGUUCCAGUACAUGUGGCAUCACACACUACACUUCUAUGUACAGUAAAUUCUAUAUCGUGCUUCUUCUCCAACUUGUAUUACAAAAAUUAAUAUAUCAAAAACAACAGUGAAAACAAGAAAAUCGUUUCAGUUAAUGUCUUAAGUGCUAGUUUAUUUAGGUUAGAUGUACCUGUUCCCAAUGCUUUUUGCAGCACUUCUGUCUGUCGGAACUCCCCAUCUCAGGACGAAGAAUAAUGAUAAUAAUCGUCCGCAAAUCUGCAAAUAAAUUUGUGUGUAUUCUCUUUUUUUAAAAGAACUGGCUUGCGUAUGAUGUGCUCCCGGCGUUUUGGAAUAUUACUGAAAGAGGAAAGCUUCAUUUUUCUGGACUUGGUGCACCAAAGAAAGAAAACAACUAUGCUUUUUGUCAGGUUGGAAAGACUAACGGUCUUCUACAUGUAUGAGCCUCUGUUUAGUUUAGUACGGCUCAAGGGAAAACGUGUAUCGCCUAUUUCUAGGAGAGACUAUAGCAGUCUGUUUUUAUAAUAAAUGUACGGUUAUCAGUGACAAAAUAGGGUUUAUCGUAUCGUUGAUCCUGAUUUCUGUUGUACACCUGUAUUUGAAUUGUACAAAAGUGCAUCCACUAGCAGUCUUUAUAACCUUGAUGUUGCACUAUAAUCUCUUUUAUUUAUUUAUUUAUUUAUUUUAGAAAACUUGCAGAACUUUGUUCUAUUUGGAAUAAGAGAAAAAAAGCUGUUGGAGGCAGGCAGUGUACAUGAACUGAUGCGUUUUAAGACAUUUUUAAAUGUCUUAAAUGUUAAACAAGAAAAUUACAGAAAGGUCUUUGAAUUACAAUACUUUUUCUUAAACCAAGGUCGGAAUAAGAAGGUGAUAAUCUUUGAAUAAGGCUUUAUCAAUGCAUUUUUUUGUGUAAUUUUUUUUUCAGGAUUAUAAAUUCGAAAAUCCAUUUUACGAGCCUCCUAGUGUCCUCACGUCUGCCAGACAUGACAACGUUACCAGUGCUCUGUGGAUAAAGGCUGAUGGUCGUCUGAGCAAUGCUUUAAAUGUUUGGAUCGAGGUAAGUAAUUUUCCAGGCCAUAUACAGCCAUUUAUCUUUCCUUAUUUAUUGAAACUGAUUUUAGAGUUCUUUUUUCAAUUGCCUCCACACUCCAAGUAACUGAGUAAAAAUGAAUUAAGCGCUCGAAGUGGCUGCACCGCUUUUAUAUUUAACUUAAUCAAAUUCCUUAGUCAUUACAGUAAUUGUCGUUUCAACUAUGGUUUUGUACCGAGAAAUUUAUUAUUAUUAUUAUUAUUAUUAUUAUUAUUUCAAUUGUGGGCUAGAAAAAGAGUGGCGAAUAAAAGAACUUCAUUCAAUUUCAGUAAAAUUGAUUUUUCUCGAAAAAAUUGACUGAGAUAAGUGUAAAAAGUUUUUUUUCUGCACAUACUUUUCUUGCGUUUGUACUUCUUACACCACAAAAGAAAUACCCACGCCUUAAAAAUCUAGGAACUAGAAACGUAAUUAAUACGCAGAAAGCUCCACUUCUUUUUUCAUCUUACUUGGAUAGACUAAGGAAAUUUUUGAACAAAGAGAUACUAAGUUGUAAAUUUAAUAUUUAGUUCAUUGUUUAGGAAUUCUACAAAUUUUUUGUAACUUAAGUUUGACUGGAGUUGUAGUAAAUUGAUCGAACUGAACAGUAUUUCUUGCUAAAUUUGUAGCAGUUAUAACUGAAUGAAUUUGUUAUCUUCUAGGAAAUCACUCGUUUGUCUUUCAAAGUGUGCAUCAAGGACAGCCAGGGAAUAAGCAAGUCUCACGAUCCAGUUACAGUAGACUAUGCAAUUGUGGGAGGUAAUUUGUUGUUUCCAUUGCAUCCAAAAUCAGAAAGAAAGAAAGAAAGAAAAGAAAAACAAGAAAGAUAAGUUUUUGGACAUAAUUAUAUACACGUAGUGAAAGUCUUAAAAAUGUAUUGUCUUCUAUAAUUCUUCUGACUUAAGUCUAGGACCGCAUGCCGAAUGGAGUAAUAUUUUUCCGAAAAAUGUAUAUUUAUUUUAAGCACUUCAUGCUUCAGUAAGAUUUCUGAUAGGAGUUUAGGAAAAAAUUGGUUAAAUUCCUGUCGUAAGAAGUGAUUUUGUAUUUUUUUCUCAAAGAUAUUGACCCGUGCACAAAUGUUACUUGCGAGUACCAUGCCAUCUGCAAAGCUUUCUCUGCAUUUGAUGCUCGUUGUGUAUGUGAUGACAACUGCCCGUCGUACGAAGAGCCCGUAUGUUCAUCUAACUCGACAACAUUCAAGAACAAGUGCUUUUGUCUGCUGGACAUUUGCAAACGCAAAAGUAACCACACGCUUUAUCAUCCUGGCAGCUGUACAGGUAAAAUUCUUAGGCUUUUUUACCUUACUUCUUUGUUGCCAACUACAAAGCAUGAGACGAUCUACUAGGCCUGACUAAGGAUUAAGUAUUGCUUUUGUUUCCGCCUUUUUAGCACAAGUUCCUCUUCUCGCUCUAGCCCUCCCCACAAACACACACACACACACCAUCCCUAUAGAUGAGUUGUAAGAUGGGUCCAUUACCACGUUUUUAGCUCUUGAUAUCACUUUGUUUUGGUUUGUUAGUUUGUUUGCCUAAUUUGCCAAAUGCGUACUUACCAAUUGGAGGUAUUACUUUUAUAGGGCAUUUACACCUGACAUUGAAGCAAAAACUACUUGUUCCUCUAUCCUUCUUUGUUCUAACUUUUUGUGUAUUUUUACACUCCUCUUGCCUCCAUUUAGGCUUUCCUGUUCAAACCGGGCGGGUUUCACUCGUAAGACAUGUAAAAUCGGCUGAGACGGCCUGUAAAGUGGUGGAAUUUCCGCCAUUCUCCUUCUAUCCAGACAAAGAGGUACACGUGCAAUUAACGACCAAUCACUGGAACAUAAGCAGGAAAAAUUUUAUACAUGACGCCACAGUUUCAUGGGUACACACCGUUAACUACAAAAACUUUGAGGUGAAUAUUGAAAACAAUGUUUUAGUUUAUCCUAAAGGACAGCGGUCUACCAAGUGAUGAUAGUUACUAGGAUUUAAAAAUUCGCAUACUCGUCUUGUAUCUUUUUAUAAUUAAUUUCUCUUAUCCCUUUUAUUGACGAUUUGUGAAAAAAAUCGUCCUUUAAUUGCUGAGUCAGACGUAAUUACUGUUUAAUUACUGUUCUUUAAUUCCUGUUGUGCUUCGGUAAUUUUAUAACUUGUACCACUUUUAUCAUUUUAAUAUUGCUUACUCUGCAUGUCUUGUUUAUUCUCAAAAAUUAACAUUACACGUAACAUACAUAACUUGGUAUCAGAUUUUUUCCCUGUGAAUAUGUAGCCCUUAGCUUUUGCAAAUGUUAUCCAGUGAUUAAAAAAGUAUACCGAGGAAGCCCGAAGAGCAAAAUGUUUGUAUUCUCGAUUCAUCAGUAAUUAAAAACCUGCAAUUACGAGGUAAAAUCUCAAUUAACCAAAUAUGUGUUGAAUUGUAUCUUUAGGUCUGCGUGACAGCAGCAGGACGGAAUGACCGCUCUACUAAGGAGUUUGCCACAGUGGACUGGAUGGCUUACCAAGGAGCACCUGAUGGUGGUGUGGCGGGAAAAUCACGCAUUUCACAGUGGUGGACUGGAUCACAGUGUGAAGAAGUUAACCUUCCCCAGGCAAUUAUCUAUUUUGUUUCCAUUUUCUGGAAUUGCACUUAAGGUAGUUGUUUUUUGGGACCUAGAGGUGGCGAGAGGUCAUGCCACCCUCCCAUUAGUAAUAUCUAUGAUUACGAAUCUUACGGUGUUGGCAGUAAGUCUCGCAAUUUCGAUGCUGAAGUAGGAAAUUGCAUCAUUUUUUCAAUUGCCGCCAUACUGGGUUUUUAAUGUCUUAGGAAGGUGCCCGAUUGUAACGAAAUCAAGUUGUUCAGAUAUUUUGCAUUAUUCUUAAAAACCAUAAAAGUUGUUUUGCAUAGCAAAAAAUAAAUCAACAAAAAUACGAGAUAUCCUAUCAAUGUGAACCACGGUCAAAUGUCUUAUUCUUCAAAUAAUUUCGAUCUAAAAAUGCUUUUUUUCAAGUUGGACUCCAUAGCACAAAGUAUGUUUAAGAUUUUUUUUAUUUGCAGGCUAAACCCUUUAAAAGUGCGAAAACAAGCCUUCAUUCAUGCACUAAAUUUUGUAUACAUGACAAAUAUUCGUCUUCCAAUUAUGCCUAGAUAGGUUAAAGCAUAAACCAACAGAAACUGAAACGAUGAAACGAAGCGGACAAAACCGGCCUUGUACAACCCAAGGCCAAACUCGUGGGGGCCAGACACUUCACCACCAUACGGAAAGGCCAUGUACAAAUCGAAAAAAAGUCGUGUACUUCGUACAUGCAGAUCGUGUUUCAUUCUUUCAUUCUGAUUUUUUUUAAUUCUUUGUUUUGGAUAUGUUAUUUAAAAGUUAACAAUAUUAAUUAGUCUGGAGAUACGACUUUCCAUUCUUGAUUUUCAUUGAUUUUCAUUAAUGGUUGCUUUAUAGGGAAAGUUUGCUACUGCCCCAAGAAUCCUGGUUACAGCACAACAUAUAAGUGCAGCCUUUAAGCACAACGCUGCGAGUUUGUGGGUGGAGAACGCAACCAGUUCCUCCUUUUACAUUUGUCUUCGAGAGCUUCAGAACUAUGAUGGUCUGCAUGAAGAUAUCUUUGUGGUAAUUUUACAUUUUUUUUUCUUAAGAGAUAUACAUUAUGAACACUAAAAAAAAAAAGCACAGAAAGCAAGGCUUUAAUGAACCUUGUGUUAAAGAGAAGCGGACAUUAAGGAAGAAGAUAUUCCAUCAGCUGGGGCUGAUAAAAAUUCCAUAGUCUUAUUUUCAUAUUCUUCUGAGAAAAAGAGCAGCCACUAUAAGAAUAUCGCAGCACUGUGUUUCAAAUUUUAGACUCCAUUUCACAACAAGUGAUUGCUAAUCAUAUCUUCAAUAAUCCAGCCAGGAACGCUUUAGCUCUUAAAUGACUGCCGUUAAAGACAACUAAGUGUUCAGAGUCCUGAAACGGCCACUCUGUAGCGGAAAAAAAAACGCUUUUUAACCAAAUCCAAAUUUUUGGACCUGUUCAGUUUUGACCAAUUGGCACGAAAUUGGCUAAAAAAGAGAUUUGCAAAACCAGAUGCACGUUUUCUUGCUAAUUGGAUGCGUUUAUGCAGCUAUGUUGUAAUACUUUUUCAGAAUUGGAUGGUCUUUGAAACAAUCCACCGGCCCCUUUUUGCCGAGAGCAAACAAGUGAAUUUUCCAAACAACAGCCCUGUUUCUACAAACUACAAUGGUGCAUUUUGUAAGGUAGGAAGCGAGCUCGUUCUGUAACUUUACGAUAAUCCGUUGGCAUGUUUUAUGUUCUUCAGCAAUUUAACAGAUAAAAAAGCUAUGCAACAGGUUUUCCAUGUUUCACAUACUAUGUUGUAAAGCGGUGUUUUCUAUUACUAUCACCACCUUCACAACAGUACUCCUUUUAGGAGGCUCCGGCUUGUGCGAGUGCGGGGGAAAAUUUUGCACUGGCGGCUAUGCCGCCAAAAUUUCCCUCGAACUCGCACACUUGACCCUGCUCGCAGGCCAUUCCUCGAGAAAAAUCGUAGCUAGCGUGGGGGUGUGAUUGAGCAACUAGCUCGCCACACGAUGAGGUACCAGGGAUCUUAUUUACAUCUUGGUCUUUAUUCUUCUUUGACUUAUGCGAACAAUCUUAAUCUUAAUCUUCUUACUCUGCUUCUCUACUCAGUCCUUACUCUGACCUAACUAAGUUUUAGCCGUGGGAUAGCAGCGGUUUUUAUAGCCAAAGCUGGGCAUGUUUGGGUUUGCUGACCGUGGGAAUAAAAUCAAGAUAAACUCGGUGUGGGUAAUGUUUUGUUAUUACUGAACCGACAUGGUUGCGAUCGGCAAGAAGCUACAAACUAAUGAAAAACUAAAACGCUGGUUAACGCACCCAAACAGGAACUUCAACGAGACUAAUGAACCAAGGUCAGCUCUAACAUCACAAACACGACCACCUAGCGAGCUAAGCAAAAAUUCAAGUACAUGUAAAAGCAAGUGAUCAAAACAGGAAAACACGUAUGUGGACAAAUCAAGACUAACCUUGACCCACUUAAUGAAACAAAAACGAAACUUAAAAGAAUAGACAGAUCUAAAAAUCAAUUUUCAAUAUACUUCACAAGACUAGUUUUCGACACCUAUCACCAAGUAUCAAAGGAAAAAUAAUAAUUUUAAUUUUAUUUCCAGUAUCAUAUUAACAGCCAUCGUUUUCUAUCCUUAGGAUUUGCAGUUUGCAAGAAAUUACGACAAAGAACCCAUAAUAAUAAUAGCAGCCAGUCACAACUCCGAGGGCAGCAAUCUGAAACCAACACACAUGUCUGUUACUGCAUGGAUUGAGGUAUGGAAAGAUGCAGUUGUUGUAUGUUAUAUUUACGAGUUCAGAAUGCCAAAAAAUAAGUAAAUAAAUAAAUAUGUCAGAUCUGAAAUACCCUUAGGAAGUUAAGCCCUGUAAAAUAAUGUACAUGUAUCAACUUAAGCCAAGGCUUAUUCCGCGUAGAACUUUCAGUUUAUCAACCAUUGUUAUUUAAAUCUAACACAUUGUGUUUCCAAAAGUAGUUUCUCCUGCUCCCUGCAAAUUUCAAGAGUUUCAGUAAUUUCGUGUUAGCAAGAAAGCGACCUUAUGGCAGGCCUUUAGGCGAAAGAACUCAAAACCAGUACGGUAGUCACAUUUUUAUCUUUAUCACUAAAAACAUUUUGUAAAUAAUACAAUUUGUCGAUAUGAGAGUAAAGAAUUGUGAAAAGAAGUUUUGUGAGACCACAUGAUCUCUCACAAAUUCGUCAUUUUUGAUUUUGAGGCAGCCACCAAAACGUCUGAGCGCGCAGUUGCCCAGUCAACGAUGAACUGAGCAAAAAUAUGUUUUCUUCUAUCCUGGAAUGAACACAGUCACACAAAAAUUUCCUUUUUAGCCAUUUUUUUUUUUCGCAGUUUUAGCAUAGAAAUGAAUCACAAGAAAAUUUGCGAACACUUACUCGCAAAUAUCGCAAAAAUAACGAGCGUAACAAAUUUGACAAAAUUCUAGACUCAUAAAGGGAAAAGGCCAAGAAGGGCCUCGAGAAGUCGGCAAAUUUCGCAAAAAUCCAUAACAAUCAAGAGCAAAAAAACCUGACAUGUUACAUCCCUGUUUGACGCCGGUUUUUAUGUCAGACCACUUGCCUAGUUGCCCUUGGUCUUCUACAGCACCCUUGAAGUCUUCAUAGAAUAUUUUUACCAUCCUAAUGAUCUUUUCUUGGACUCCGUAUUUCUUCAUGAUUGUCCACAUGCUUUCUCGGUGCAUAGAGUCGAAGGCCUUUUCAAAAUCUAUGAAGUUCAGAAAGUGUUGCUUGCCACACAUUAACCUGCUCAAUGAUGUUCCGCAGUACAAACCUCUACAAAUACCUGUUCUGUCGUCCCCCUGCCUUUUAUAUAUCCUUCCUGUUCUUUCCUUAUAUAAUGUGUCAUCGACUUCACUUCUUAUCCUUAUCGAUAAUAAUCCUGAAUAGUAUCGUUCCCACAACAGAGAGUAAGGUUAUGCCUCUCCAAUUCUUGCAGUGUUUGGUAUUUCCUUUUUCUGCUAGUUUGAUGAUGAGCCCUCGCCUCCAACUCUUCGCGAUCUUCUCAUACUGCCAUAUUUUCUUCAUCAGUUGAUAUAUUUUCUCUGAUGAAAACUCUAUGUCUGCUUUCAGUAACUCUGCUGUUAUGGCGUCAUUCCCGGUGCUUUCCCAUUUUAUAAUCCCUUUUUCGCUGCCUUGACUUUGCCUACUGCUAGGUUGUCUACUGCUAUCUCUUCUACUUUGUCAUGGACGUCAUCGUCCCGAUCAUCAGUUAUUGGGUUUGCUGAUGCUUUUCUAUUAAGCACCUCCUUAAAGUGUUACGUCCAUCUUGCCUUUACUUCACUGUUACUAAUGAUGAGGGUUUCAUUCUUGUCUAGAACCGUUGUGCUCUAUCUCGAUCUUUCAUUUCAUAACAUCAUUGUAAGCUCAUAUAGUGUCUUAUGUGUUGGCUCCUUGCAGCUUCUUCUGCCCAUCUGCAAUGUUCUCCAUCCACUUUCUUUUAUCCGCUUUUAUACUCUUCUUAACUUCUCUGUACUUUUCUGUAUACCUCGCCCUUAGUUGUCUCCCGACCCUUUCUGAUCGUGUACUGAGAAUCUUUUUAUUGAUUUCCUCCCUUUGCUCUACAAGUUUCCAUGAUGCGUCACUGGUAAAUGGUUCUUCCACUUUCCUGGUCUACCUAGAACUCUAUCUGCAACCUCAGGGUACGCCCUCUCCAUCACUUGAAAGUCACGCUAUAUUUCUUCGUCUUCCUCUAUUUUUAGCCCUUCAUCCUCAAGUACCUGAUAUCUGUUCUUCAGGGCUAUGCUAAAUGUCUUCAAGGUGUUUUCAUUUCCGAUGUUCGCAGACCUGUAAACCCUAGUGUCUUCCACUGAAUUCCUAAAUCUUUUAUUAAUGAGUACGUGAUCUAUCUGAUUCCUGGUUAUCCUAUUUGGCGAGUACCCAUUGUAAUUUACAAGGACAGAAUACCAGAACCAAAAAUCCAAGUAAACCACUUAACACGGUGCGCGACAUAAAACGAACUCGACGAGAAGUGAAGGAAGUAACAUGAACAGAUUUAUUGAACCAGAGAUCAAUGUUCCUAGCCCAGAGGUCACAACUUGAUACAGAAGAAUCGACGGGGUCGAUUGACAAGACAAAAGGUCUUUAAGUUGUGAAAUCGGUACAAGUCGUACAAAGUCGGUUCGAACUGAAAACGAUAAAAUCGAACGAAAACUUAGCUAAAAAAUACAUAGAGUGCAAAUAUAUCUGACUAAAAACCGAUGAUAUCAAAUAGCGAACGGGAACUAAAUAACACUAGAAAAUACAUUAAAUCAGCCUAUAAAGUUAUUAAAGUAAUACGACGAUAAAGCUGCUGAUAUCAAUCACUCAGCAUACUCAUGUUGAAGAGUAGCGUAUAAGAACCCUUAAAACCACUGUAGCUCAGUGAUGACAAGACUAAAUAGAUCCCUCGCAUAAACAGAAAAGGUUACAACAACGAUGUUGCAAAUUGAUAACCAAAACUAAGCUCUAUAAUUCCUAUGAUGAAAUCGAUACUGAAAAAACUAAAACAGAAAAGGAAAACUAUACUCACUUUGGUUUACACACACACCAGUGUUAUCUUGAAUCAAAAGCUAUGCUGAACUUGAUAGUUGAUGAGCACGAGUGUAGAUAGAAAUGAAGCCCCAAUGGCUGACAGAAGUUAACACCAUGAAGUCUACACUAGAACUGAACUAACUAAGAUGAAAACGCUAAAUUUGUAAUAAAGAAAACGUGCUUGAAAACGAUCUAGAAAUUAUUACGUAUUUCCCAAGGCGGACAUAACAAAAAAGGGCUGGGAAAGUAGCCGUGGGCUUAUCAAUAAAAAUCAUCAUUUAUGUAGGCGAUAAUCGAUUUAUAAUAACUACCGUAAGCACGUUCAUGCACCAAUAAGGGAUAACGAAAAGAAAUCACGUUUCAAAACCAACACCCAUGUUGCUUUUUGUGUAUAUUCUUAUGAGGGAAGAGUCUCUUUGUUAGACAAAAAGACUAAGCAACAAAUAUUACAAAAAUAUAUCAAAUUUAGAAAGAGAAAAGCCAAGAAGGGCCUCAAGAAGUUUGUCAAAUUUCGCAAAAAUCGCAAAGGGAGCAAUAUUUUUUUUGGUUAUUUAAAAUAUCGCAAGAAUAGCAAGAAUAACAAAUUUAAUAAAAUUCUAGACUUGAAAAGAAAAAAGACAAAGCUACAGCCUCAAGAAGUCCGCAAAUUUUGCAAAAAUCGCAAAAACAACAAGAAUAUUUUUUUGUUAUCCUUUAAAAGUCUGAACUUUUGCGCAAAUUGCUAUAUUGCGUAAUUUGUUAGCGUGUUUUGUUUUUGUUGUUGCUGCUGAAUAAAAGUUCUUCUGACUUUUUGCGAUUUUUGCGAUAUUUGCAGGCUUCUAGAGGACCUUCCCUAAUUUUUUCUUCGUAAGUCUUAAUUUUUGCUAAAUUUGUUAUUCGUUUUUAUUCUAGCAAUACUUCGUAGCGUUUAUUUUUGUUGAUGAUGUUUCGCCCUGUUCUUCACAGGCCUUUUUUUCCCGUAGAAAAUGACAUGGGAACGGUGCCCUGGAAAAGAUCCCUCGCUGGAAAUGAGAACUCUCGAUUCGCUUUGUGCUGAGAAAGAGUUUUGCGUUUGAAGCGAAUAUACAUGUCAUAAAUAGGAUAUUAUUUAUUUUGCAGCACAUUAAGACUGGCGAAUUCCGCAUUUGUCUCAAGGAGUUGUACGCAAACCAGCAUGAUCCUGUGAACGUGACCUAUGCAGUACUAGCAGGUGGGUUAGACGGCGGAAAAAAAAUCUUCCUUUGCAAUUACAAUGACCACGGACACUUGAAUUAAUUCAAUUAUAUAAGUUUCAAUUAUUAUCAUUACUAAUAUUAUUAUUAUUAUUAUUAUUAUUAUUACUAUUAUUAUAAAUUUUUAUAAUUUAUUGAUUGAUUACAGUCAAACCCCGUUAAUACCGACACCAAGAUUUGAUUGAACUUCAUUAACUCUUGUUUGUUUAUGCAAAAUGAUCGUUUAUUUCACCAUUGUUUGCCAAAUGAAUAUCAUGAGUACUGAUAAAAUCACCAAACCUUUUAUUGUAAAUGCGAACUUGGUUUCCCUGUCGAUUACAGGGCACAGUAAAAAGCAAUUAAUUAAUUAAUGGACUCCAGCCUUUUGGAUACUGGCUUAAAAAUUCUCAGUGAAAAACUGCAAGGGGUGACAGGCUGCACGUCUAUACCUUUAAUGUUUUGGCUCUAACAAGCAUGUCCUUCGCCAUAAUUUUCCUUUCUCAAAAAAUAACACUUUAACCCUCGGACGUACAAGGGGUGGGGGUGGAUACCCCCCCCCUUUAGGUUUUUCUGGGAUUUUUCCAAGAGGAUAAAACAUCAGCACCUGUCGUUUUCAGUAGAUGUUUGUUUAUCCCUCGCACGCAUUUUGAGACAAGUUCAGUGAUGAUCAGUUUCUAUGGUUACGAGGUAUGACGUAAUAAGUAGCAGGUGGACAAGCCAUUUUGAGUGAGAAUGUCUCUUUUUCAACUUUUUUCAACAAUAAAAGAAAAAUCUUGCAGCCAAAAUCAUGCAAAGUGCUUAUUUAUGUGUUAUUAUUCAUGUCAAGCAAUUACCAUUUUUCGUUGUUUUAACCUGAUUUCUAAUUCUUGGUAAAAUCAAGAUGGCGGCAAAGAUGGCGACCAUUGUUGGUGACGUAACAGGCCUCCAGCAGUGCCACCAUUCAUAAAAUAUACCUCAUCUUGUUAAGAAGAUCAAAGGCUUUUCAGUAAAGGCAAAAUCAAAAACUCUGGGGAGGGGUUCCAUCUACCCUCCUCUUGUACCAUGGUGGGGGGUAUGAUUUUGUGUGUACGUCCGAGGGUUAAUUUGGCAAGGUAGUGUUUGGUUUUGUAUGAGAUUACACUUUUUCAUUAAAGCUUCUUUCAUAAUAGUCAAUGAAGGGCUUGUAUUGUGUCACGAAAGACAAUACUUCUUUUUCUUCCUUGUUGUUUUGUUUCAGGAGCGCUGCUUUCCUUCUGUGAGUUUUACUUCUAAUAGCAAUUUUUAUUUCAAAAUUGUGUGGCCAGCCUCUGUCCAUCAACCGCUUUUUGAAAUCUGAAAUACUUCCUCAGAGGAGUUUGUUCGUAGGAUUCUCAAGGCUUCCUGUUUGUCAAAUCCAUUUUAACAAUUGGUGGGUGGUAAGAGGUGAAAAUGUAUAUACUGGAAGGUUUCCGUUUAAAAUGCGUCUUUACGUCAAUGAUAGCUUUUUCUCAUUUUUCGUUGAAUGUUGUGCCUUGGUAUACAACCGGGUCUAAAACGAUUGUCUCAGUGUCGGAUAUUUCGGCCGUUAAUUUUAUUGCCAGUAGAGCGGUAGGGUGAAGUAAGUUUACUUGAUCUGUGAAUUUGAAGAAAUCUACCAUGUCUGGUUUACCUAUGUCCCAUAGGGAAAAAGUAUCAUCUAUAUAGCUUUUUCAAACAGUUGGUUUAAAGACCGUUUUGCUUAACUUUGUGUUUCAAUGUAUGCGGCCAUGAAAAUGUUGGAAAGAAAACUGCUGUAUGUGCUCAUCGCGGUACCGUGGUUUUUUACUAUAUAUUGUGCUUUUCAUUAAGCUGGAAAGAAUUUUCUUUGAGGAUUAUUCUAAGCAUUUUUCGGACCGAAACAAGAAACGCUCAGUUUUUUCACCUUUGUCUUUUCAAUUCAAAGUAGACAGACUGCAAAUUAUCUUAGCUGCUAAAAAAUAUAUAUCUACGCGUCGCAACUGCUCAUCAGCAGGAUGCCUAAAAUGCGUGCAAUUCCACAAUUGGUUUCGGCUCCAUUAAAUCCUAUACCAAUUGCAGAACAUUUUAGGAGGAGCCACCCACCAUGUGAGCACUGUUAAAAUUUAUAAAGUCGGUAGCAUCUUUAAGGUGUGGUUUCUGUGAUUAUGACAUUAGUUGUAGUAAUGUACCCGUAUCAACAAAAGAGGAAGUUCUUUCUGUUAGACCAUCUAAUGAGUUAUAAAUUUAAAGAGGUUACUUCCUAACGGCUAGGAAAAAAAAUGCAAAAUGCCCUUUUUUUUCUGUAAACAAAUAUUGAUAAUGUCAGCCUAAGUCGGUAUUCGGUUAAUAUUUUUCCUGUCGGUAGUAGGUAAUUUUUUACUCGUUUUGUCGGUAGUCAGUAAUAUUUUUCGCCCUUUGUCGCUAGUCGGUUAACCCCAUUCACACCCUCUUACAAAUUCGAUAAGAGGAAAGCUAUAUGAAAUGGAGAAAAAACUAGUAAAUGAAGGAGAAUAAGACAGAAAAUAUAAAUAAUCUACAAACGGAGUUACAUUUAAAAUAAACUGAGUCUUCUUAUAAAUGUAUUCUUUAAAGCCUCCGAACGUUUCUUGGACUAAUUGUUAAUUAACAUAAAAUUAACAAAGGAGAAGAAUAAAUUGAGCAAAAAAAUACCAAUCUUAAAUGUGAAAAAUAUCAAAAGUUAGAAAAAAAAAUCUCGCUAGUUCCAAUUUCAAAGUCGUUACUAGUCUGUAAUAUUCAGCGCGUACAACAUGAACCUCUCAAGCACAACAGUGCAAGCCUCAGGAAGGCGAAUCCAUGACAUUGUCUUGCUAUAAUCCUCUCCUUUCUUGGCUGAUAAGAGUUUAGCCAGUCUACUGUGAUACCUCUUGCAUUCACCUGCCAUUCUUCUGGGCCCAGUCGUUCGAAAGCCCAUUAGGGCUUAACCCGGAGUUUUUCUCUGAUAAUUUUCUAUGCUUUUUUUAGAGCUUCCAAUCAUCAACUUGUAGACAAAAAGAAUUAAAACUGAAAUGCUUUUUAAGCUUUCAAAUCUGAAUUCAAAUCUCGCACUAAACCUGGGUUAUCUUAACCCAGCUUUGAACAACUCGGCCCUGGUGGUAGUAAAUACCAGUGGAGUGAAGGAGCCUUGUUCGACUUCUAGCACCCUGCUGGCGCACAUUCUUUUCCUCUCACUCUUAUGCUGGGGGUAGAUUUGUUUUGUGAUGAGGCCUUUAUAAGACACUGCAUUCGGAUAACAAACCCUAACGUCGAAAAAGGCAGAGUCUUGGCGCUCCAAAAAACUACGAGCGUGAAUGUCGAGCCGGGGAUCCGCUGCUCUCUUCGUACCAGGUGUCAGCACUUCUCCGUUUAUCUCCUGAAGUACAGGCUCAAUUUGGACGUCAUUGCAUCAUCUUCUAGCAUUUGGGCUUCCAAAUCACGUAACUCGUUAUGUCUUUGACUGAUGAAGCCUCUUCGUCUGCACACUAUGGUGUGGUCUACAUCGCGGACUUCCCUUCGAGUUAUCAGGAAUCGACCAUAUACAGUUAUUUCGAGAAAGGUUGUCGGAAAGAAUGUGCACGCAACAAUCCCGAAAGGUAAUCUGGGAUAUGAUCAAUAUGUUGUUCCUAACGACUGUAGCUGUCGAACCUACUUUUGUUGCUUUCCUUUAGCACUCGCAAACAUUACAUCGCAAACAUCCCGUGCCAUUCUUUCAAAUUUCUUUGAAGAACAGUGUCGCUCAAACUGCUCAAAAUACCUUUUGGGAUUGUCGCGUGCUCUUUUUCCGACAACCUUUCUCGAAAUAGCUGUAUAUUAAAAUAUGGAUUUAACCUCGUUAACCUUUCAUUGCUUUGUUUCUGCAGAUGUAUGUAAACCUGGUUGGUCAUAUUUUGGUGGCAUUUGCUACUCAACCAGUCAAACAUGUAAGAACUGGACUGAAGCCCAGAGUACUUGCCAAUCAUACAGCGCUAAUCUCAUCAGUGUACGAAACCAAGAAGAGAACGUCUAUAUUCAACAUAGGAUGAAUGGCGCCAAGGGCUGGAUUGGGCUAAACGAUAGGGGUACGGAGGGAACUUUUGUCUGGGCAGAUAAUCAAACAAACAAUUUCACUUACUGGGCUAAGAACCAGCCCAACAACUUCAACAAUGAAGACUGCGUUCACACCUUGGGAGUAGGACAUAGUUUUAUGUGGAAUGACGUGAGCUGUGAGACCUGCCAUAACUACACUUGUUCAGAAGGUACUGUGGAGCCUUAUUAUUAUUAUUAUUAUUAUUAUUAUUAUCGUUAUCAUUAUCAUUAUCAUUAUCAUUAUCAUUAUUAUUAUUAUUAUUAUUAUUAUUAUCAUUAUUAUUAAACUCUGAUUGGCCAUAAAGGAGUGCAUCUGUACUGCAACACAAGUGCAUAUUUGCACAGAAACUGUAGCGCGAGUGAAAUUACAAAUUCUUAAGUUCUUUUAAAAAUGGCCAAGAAAAAAGAACAGAAAAAAAGAAACCGACGAGAGCAAAUUUUUUUCUGUAGCAACACAUUCGCCAAAAAUGUGUGAUAGGGUGCGAAAACAAAACCCAAAAACCAAAACAAGGAACGAACUAGUACUACUAUUUGAAAGCACUGGGGUGAAUCUUGAUGUCGCUCAGAUUCAAAAGACUGUCCUAUUAGGGACAGCACGAAUCCUCCGACGGGUUCUCGACUACUAGUGUUGGAAGACGUGACCUGUACCGAGAACUAGCAACCAGUUGAACACUGAAAGUGUAUACAUAACAACAAUAACAAUAAUAAUAAUAAUAAUAAUAAUAAUAAUAAUAAUAAUAAUAAUAAUAAUAAUAAUAAUAAUAACAAUAAUAAUAAUAAUAAUAAUAAAUAAAUAAAUAAAUUUUAAAUAAGUAAAUAAAUUUAGUAUAGGUGCAGACCAUGAAAUUGAGGCUAGGAGACCGGAUCUAUUGAUCAUUGACAAAAAAGAGAACAACUGCCAAAUUAUAGACGUGGCAAUUCCAGAUAAUGGAAGGGUGAGAGAAAAAGAGGACGAGAAAGUAGAAAGAUAUCGAGAUUUCGCCAGAGAAAUCCGACAGAUAUGGGGCGUAAGGACAUAGGUAAUACCCAUAGUGGUGGGGGCAUUAAGGACAAUACCACUGAGGUUAAAAGAAAAUCUGAGGACCAUAGGUGUCAACAUAUCCAUUGAACUGAUUCAGAGAUUGCCUUUUGGAGUCUGCGAGGAGGAUCCUUUUAUUGACUUUUUUUUUCCGUUUUACACUUGGUUUCUAACUGCUUUUUGUUUGUUUUUUCUUUGUUUGUUUGUUAUUUUUUUUCAAACAAGAUUUUGAUGAAUGCGCAGGAGACAACAACCACUGUCACCAAAAUGCUGUCUGUACAAAUUCUCUUGGCUCCUAUAGAUGUCGUUGCUCGACGGGAUAUACGGGUGAUGGCUUGGCGUGCACAGGUAACUACUCUGAAAGCUCGAUCUGAUAUAUUGCCCAUUUGAAAUAGAAACAAGCAUAACUAAGAGAGGUCUUGCAAUCUGGCCCGAGUUGUUCAAAAGGUGGAUAGUGGUAUCCAGUGUAUAUAUCUUUUUUUUCUAUUCAGUGGAUAAGACAACUGGUCUCCCUAAUGCUUUUCCAGUGGGUAGGGAUAUAUCAAGUGGAUAGCGCUAUCAAUCUUAGGAAGAACUGUGGGUAUUAGAGUUGAACUGCGACUUACAAAACAAGUGUGACCGACAUUGCACCCGUCCUAAGCGUGCCAAACUACUCUGGAACCUGCGUACUUUACAUCAUUUGAAUAAAGUCCAAUCCGGUCAGGAGAAUGACCAUAGAACAUCGCGAAAAAGUUGUCAAUUUCAUCAGUGAACAAAUUUUUAAACGAAUAGAAAACAGCUUCUUUUUAGCAGGAACAAAAUUGUGAGAAAGUUCUUUGAAAUCAAUCAAAACAUCCAUAAGACUGCAAAGCUAAAGAAUCUCGUCGCCGUUCAUUCUCGAUUUGCCGAUUUGCAUCGACAAUCGCUAAUGAUAACUAGUAAUAGUUGACACUACAGCUGCCCCCGUUCUGUAUAUUGUCGGUCAAUAGUAUUCUUGCUCGUUGUGUAGCUCUUUAAAAUAUACCGAUUCAUAAUGAAGAUUUUCACACAUAUUACACACAAUAGGUGAGAUAAAUACAGAAAACGCAAGGUUCCAUGCACAGUUUCAGCUCGAUUUACACAGCUUUGAUCAAAGCAUUCUCAGUUUCGAGAAUAGUUUAUUCUCAACCAUAAGUAAAGAUUUAAUUAGAAGUUGAAUUUUUCGCUAUUUCUCUCUCACUUUUUACAUUCAGUUCAUUUUAUUUGCCGGAAAGUAAGCCUUAGAAAUUAAAAGGACGUUUGAUCGAUUCACGCUCGCGCAUUCUAGUCUUAUCUGAAACUUUAUAACGGAAGGACAUCUGUGAGCAGGGAAUAAGUCAGCACAGAAUUUGAUUGUCGGCGAAUUUCUGUAUUCGUCCAUCGUUCUGUUAGUGAUAGGCUAGCCGUUGUUCACUCGUCUUUCUUGUUUGGGGUUAAGUCUUAUUCCGGUCAAAGAGAGAGAAAGAGUGUCAGGCAAGGUUUCAAUAUAAAUCAAAGAUUUGUGAACUCGUGUCUCAACUCUCCAAGUGUAUAUAUAUGCACAGUUAAGAGCACCGUAUAACCUCAUCUGCGCUUAACGAGUGUCUUUUGGUCCAUAACUUUCAAAACAACUGCUCCACAGACUGUCGCUGCGUAAUGCAAAAAGAGUAUCGAAGUAUGACUGCCCAAUAAAUGUUACAAAAUCUACCUGAGCGGUCCCUUCGGGAUUUUCUGUCUUUACGUCAUCCUAAUCAUUUCGUACUUGCGGGCGCAAAAAAUAGAAACGUCAUCAUUACCUACCGAUUCCUCGCGGCCCCUGUUCAAGCAAAUCGAGAUUUUUUCUAUAUUGACGGUAUGACUGUAUAUUUCAACUGUAAGUACUUUCCUUAAUACACGCGCGAGUUACUAGAGUGCCUCCUCGGAAUUUCGCCUUCUGGGCGAAAUCCCUGCUCGGGCAAUAACGAUAAUGAAGUUCAUGAAGAACAGUGAAGUCAGCACAAAGAGCAGCCUGGGUGGAUAAUUUGAAAAUCCUGGCAGCGGCCUUUCAGGAUUUACUAUAAACAUGAAGUGUUGUGAACAACCUCGCCUUGCCAAACAACCUCUCCAGUAUUACCCGUUUUCGUUUACUCAGUUCAACUGGACGUUCAACGUUAAUUAUUAAUAUUUCAGCAGUUUACUAAUCUCUAAAUUCCUAUUGAGCUGUCUUGUAAAAUACUGAGUAAUUUUUUUGUUUUUCUUUCGUUUUCUUUAAUUUGGGGGAAGCGCACAAAGUCUAGAGAAAAUCGGUGUCUUCAGGCGUCAGUUAUUCAAGAGAAAGAUAACACUAUCACUAAUACUUAUCCGUUGGAUAGUGCUUUAUCCGGUGGAUAGCUCUAUCCCACUGGGGCCUGGUGUCUUCUUUGAGACGUUUAUAAAACAUCGACAAGGCAAAUUAUGUUACAGAUCAUGAAUACGUCUUAAGUAUUCUGUGUGAAUUAUUUUUUUUCUCGGUUCAUGCUCGCUCUAAUCGGACAGUCGAUCGGUUGAAAGUGAGUUAAUGAUUGCUUGUGUGAGGCAAAAAAUUAGCUGAAAGAAAUUCUUUUUCGUCGUUCAUAAAAGAGUUAUGCGAUUCGAGGAAAAUUCGCCAUCUCACCGAGAAGGCCUUGUCAAAUUACAAAAAAGGCCGAUAUCGCACUCAUCGCGUUAUUCCGGAUUUCGCGUGAAAUUUCACGUAGAAUUUUCUAGUCAUGAGGUGAAUUCUCCUAAAUAUUAAUUUCGAGGCCCAAAUGAACAUGCAGUCUAAAACUGGGAAUUGUGUAUUUUGUAACCUGUGAUCAAGCUUCCUUUAAAAGCAAUUUAGAGAUAUAGGGUGGCAAGACUGCAAGUUAUGUACCGUGCACUUCUGUCAAAAAUAGUGUUUUUGGUGUUUGUUUGUUGUUUGUUUGUUUGUUUUUAUUUUUUUAGACAUCGACGAAUGUUCUUCAGGUCAUCAGUGUGACAGCAGUGCGACUUGUUAUAAUACAGCUGGAUCUUACACUUGCAUCUGUAUUAGCGGUUAUACAGGGGAUGGACGAACCUGUAGAGGUAAAUUAAAUACAUUUUUUUCCGACCCACUACACAGUCGUGAUGAACUGUUAAUGGGUGAUUUCUUAAGCCGUUGCUAAACUUGAUUCCACAGAAAAAAAUCUUUUGAUCAGUGUUUAAACUUCGCAGAGUAAUUCAUUGCAUGAAACGGUAGACUGUUCUAGGGCGCUGUUAGUUUUUAUUAGUAUACAGCUGUUUCGAGAAAGGUUGUCGGAAAAAAUGUGCACGCGACAAUCCCGAAAGGUAACAUGGGAUAUGAUCAAUACACUGUUCCUGACGAUUGUAGCUGUCGAAUUUAUUUGUGGUGCUUUCCUUUAGCAGUCGCAAACAUAUGUCCAUGGCCUCAAGUGCCAUUCUUUCAAAUUUCUUUGAAGAAAAGUGAACUCAAAACCACCCACAAUACCUUUUGGGAUUGUCGCGUGCACUUUUUCAGACAACCUUUCUCGAAAUAGCUGUAUACUAAAACAGUGGAUAGUGUUUUUCGCUCGCUGUGAUUGGCUACUCAGUCAGUGAAUAUCCUGCACUAUUCACUGAUUCACCUCCAGCUUCUCCGGGCGAGCGACGCCAAACUCGCGUAAGUUUCGAACAAAAUACCUUGCCCGGUUUGCUGCUGUAACGAACAAAGAAAUUUCACAACUAAUCAGGCAAGCUGUUCCCGAAAUACACGAAGAAGGUGAUGAAGUUCGGGGUUGAAGUUUUAACAGGUAAAGCUUUGUCAUUUUGACUUGAGUUUAUCGAUAAAACCGGCGAAAAGUUUUUUGUUUACAAAUGCAAAUUAAGCUUAAGUCUUGCGUUACUUUAUUUAGUUGACUUGUUCAUAAAUAAGCUUAAAGCUAAAUUUAAUAAUCUUUUUACAGAUUGAUUUUAAAUACAAAAAGAAUUCACAACUCCUUUUGAGGAAAUUCCUAGGGUCUGCCGGAUUAUGCUCGAAAAAUAGAGUAUUAUGCUUUCAGGCGUCACCCGUGAAACUAGGGUAUUAUGCUCAAAAUUAUGCUCGACUGGAGGUAUUAUGCUCAAAUUAUGCCGGAUUAAAAUGACACUUCCACCCCCCGGCCUGUAUCUAUUAAUAAGCAUUCCUAGUCUUUCAUUUUGAAAGAAUUGUUAGACAACAAUUAUUCAGUUAAACAUUCGAUGAGCAAGCGAAAGGUCGGAAAUUGUGAGGCAUUGAAAGGCUUACUAUGGGCGCUUUCCAUUUAGUUAAAAUUUCCGGAAUUUCCGGUUCGGCGGUAAAUGGAACACGUUUCGUCGGUUCGUCCCACUGGAAAAUUCCCAGAAAAAGUGGAAAAUCUAAAAACGUGGUCCCGUUUUCCCGGUUGGAAUUUCCGAACGGAAUGUCGCGUUCCAUUUACGUUUCUCGUAGUUUGUACCAGUUCCAGGUCCACGGUCGGGCACCGCCACGUACCGGUGUUUACGACCAAAUGGAACAACUUUUUACCGAUCGGAAAUUCCACUUUUGCUACCACCGAAAUUUCCGGGUUUUUUUCCUAAAUGGAAAGCGCCCUUUAUGUGUUUCUCCAAUGAACUUGGAUUAUAGCAAAAUGCACUGGGUACGAGUCUAACGUAUCAAGUUAAAAUAUUCCCACUUUGAUCAACUUUGUACAUUCUAGAGCGUCGCUGAGAGCGAGUUGCUGGCAAAAUUUGCAUACACCUCUCACAGUUUUCAGAAACAGAGGCAUUAUGCUCCAAAAAUGUUAGUAUUAUGCCAGCAUUAUGCCUGAUGCUCCAGAUAUAGUAUUAUGCUCAAAAUUAUGCCGGCAUAAUCCGGCAGACCCUAGAAAUUUCCCCGCAAGAGCUCAACAAUUGCCUUCAAAAGUUUUAUUUGUCGGCAAGAAAAAGCGACGACCGCGGCCGUUCGGUCAUUGCGCGCCAAAAUUGUAAUCGCUGCAGGCAACAGUAAAUGAGUUAAAAAUCAUCAUUUUUGUGCUCAAUUAUCUCACUAUUUUAGUAUAUACUAAAACAAUUAUUCACCUCAGUGUCGGUGACUAGUGGUGGAAAUUUACCUCGCCGCUAACGCGGCCUCGGUAAAUGACCACCACUAGCCACCUCCACUUCGGUGAAUAAUUGUUAUUUAUCCCAUUACGGUACCAUUUUGUCACAGCUUUAGAAGACGAGGCCCCAUUUAGAACUAGACAUUAUUUCUAGCUACCAAAAAAAUGGCACCACUGGCUAAAAACGGAUUGUCAAAUUGACUCAAAGCAGGAGUAUGCAUCGAAUUAGCAAUAUCCUGUUUUAGUAUAUUUUUAUACUAAAACAGUGGAUGGUGUUUUUCGCGCGCUCUGAUUGGCCACUGAGCAAAACGGUUUCCCGGUUUGCUACCGUAACAAACAAAGAAAUUUCGCAAAUAAUUUAACAAGCUGUUCCCGAAAUGCACGAAAAAGGUUAAGAAAUUCGGUUUUGAAGCUUUAACAGGUAAUAUUUUGUCUGUUUGACUUGAAUUUAUCGAUGAAACCGGUGUAAAAGAGUAUUUUGUUUACAAAUGCAAAUUACGUCUUGCGUUUAAUACUUUAAUUAGCUGACAUGUUCAUAAAUAAGCUUUUAAUAGUUUGUAUAAACAAAAGGGUUUCAAAUACAAAAUAGCCUGCGUAGCAGGCGCUUGGAAGUAGUUGGCGAAAGAGAGAACGGGAACGCGGGAGGGAGACACGCGAGGGGCGAGGAGCGCCUGCACGGAAGGCCCCGAAAAUCGUUUCAACUUGCAUUCUGUGAGUGCGGAUAUUUCCAAUUGGUCGAGAGGCUUCCAAGGGAAAAAAAUACCGCGCGGGGCGAGAAAACUGUCAAUCAAUAGUACAUGGACAACGCAGUGAAGAUCUUAUAUUACACCACUAGCUCCUGAAACCACUGAAACCAGUAAAUAUACAAUAUACUACUUAUACUAAGUAAACAAUCGAAGGUCAUGUCUCGGAGGUCACUUCAGUCUGGUUUAAUGGGACUAUGUGGCUGUAAUCUCAAAGAAAAGUUAGAAUGUUCAAACGGUAUUCACGAUGGAAAGAAUUGACACCAGAUACGCAUUAGCAGAAGUGGCGAGAGACAAAAUAGCGUUGCAAUGAAGAUCAGAGGAAGUAUUCUUUACUAAGGAGAACUUGGCGGCUUGUGUUGUCAAUGGAACGCAUACAAUCAAAACUUGGACGUGAUUGAUGAAAUGAAACACUUACCAGGGACAUUAAUUUGAAAAAACGUUUCACUAUAGUAUUAUUCGCUGUUCAGAGGCGACCUCUGAGGUCUGUUGUUUAUGUCUCGUUACUGUAGUAGAAAACUUGUCGGUACAGUUUGUGUUCUGAAGUUUAGGUUCGCUUAGUAAGACGUGUCUGCUCCAAAAACGGCUGCCACUUACCGCAGAAAAAGCAAUGGUCAUUUUCCACGUACGCUGGGAUCAUUGGUGUCUGAGUAAGCUCAGAGAACAAUAUUUUUAGUUUUUUUUUUUUAAUACACAGCAUGCAUUCUUUAAAAGAUACCCAGUUUUGACUUUGUUAUUUCCUAUUUAUUGUGCCUGUGGUUAAAAACGAUUUAAAGCUGUGUGUUAACCAUCAGUUUAUUGCUCCAUCGCUCUAUAAUCAGAUAACCCAGCUGAUCUUUAUAACAGAUAUAUUUAGACCAAGGAUAAAAUGUACAACGCUUUUUUGCGGUACGCUUUGUUUGUGCGGGGUCAGUCGUUUUCUGUCAAAACUUUUGACAGAUCACGCAACGGCUGCCAGGUAAUUAGGUUGGGAGCGGGAAACGAUUUUCGAUGCCUUCCGGGCAGGCGCUCCCUCUCCCCUCGCGUGUCUCCUUCUCUCGCGCAGGUUUUUUUCUUGUACCCACUAAUUACAAGCGCCUGCUACGCAGGCUAGAUACAAAAAGAUCGAAAAGACCUUACAACUCCUUUGAAGAAAUUUCCCCAAAAUAGCCAAACAAAUGCCUUCAAUAGUGUUAUUUGUCGGUAAGAAAACGCGACGGCCGUUCGGUCAUUUGACGCCAAAAUCGUAGUCGUCUGCGGCAGUAUAAAAUGAGUUAAAAACAAUCAUUUUUGUGCUCAAUUAUCUCACUGUUUUAGUACAUACUAAAACAGUUAUUCACCUCUGUGUCGGUGGCUAGUGGUGAAUAAUUUUCAUCUAUCUAAUUUCGACCUGUCACAGGGAGUAGGACUUCCUUAUAGUUCUUGCACUUACAAUCAGCCGGUUCGACUCUUCGUAUUACGAACGUUUGUGUAUUACGUGGUCUGUGGAAUUUCAUCUGUAAAAAUGGUUCAUACGGAACAUGGUUAUAUUUCCUUGCAGAUGUGGAUGAGUGUUCGCUUAAAACUCACGACUGUGAUUCAAAUGCAAUCUGCAACAAUACAGGAGGGUCAUUUACUUGCAAGUGCGACGGAAAUGCGUUAUACUAUGGCGACGGGAAGACGUGCUCUCAUCACCGUAAGCGGACAGUCACUUAUUUUAUUUUGAAAUUGAUAAACGCAUUAAUGUUAAUUUUGUGGAUUAUUUGCAACGCUCUUCCGCUUCUUUUUGUGACCUUAACAACGUUACUCUCAAUGCUGACCAACGAAGUUGUUAGCAUUCAACGGCGCUAACAAAAAUCUACAGUAGUGAUUGAGAGUGCUUACCCUGGGUGCCAGAGACUUUUCUAGUGCGGUUUCCGGUUUUUGUCAAGUCUUUAUAGUGAAUGUGUCGGCCCUCUGCCAACACAGAAAAUUCCCGCCGCGCGCGAGAAAAACCUCUGGUACCCAGGGUAGAGAGUGCUUGAAGCUAACAAAACUCAAGUCGCACAAACUCCUGGGAACGAGGUUGCACGUCACACUGUCCGAAACGAAGAUUCAGGGAAAGUGUAUUGUUGAGAGAUCCCCAUGGUGGGGUGGGUUUUACGAAGAGUGUAUAUAAAAACACCUCUGAAGAAAACUUUUCUCAAAGCCAUGUUGGAUGCUGAACAGCUAGCUACUAUCUUAGCUGAAAUUGAGGCACAGCUGAACAGUCGUCCUCUACAGCGUAAUUACUCCCGCAAAGAUACUAAUGGUUUUGGGAGCGUUGGUAUGCCGAGUAUCUGCAGUCUCUGACACCCCUCAAGAAAUGGUGUACAGACACGCGGGCAGUAAGCCCUAAGUUUAAAGAAAUCGUUCGAAACACCUAUAAUACACGAGCUCAUUCACUCAGAGUGAUAUUUUACUUUUUGUUGUUUUGUAUAUUGAUUUUUUCUUUCUUUUUUUUCUCUUUUCUUUGCUUGGGGGAGGGGAGCUGGUGUUGUCUAGCUGAGCAGUUAUUGUGUACUUUCCCACUGUUUUAUUACACUAAAGAAUAAUCUUUGGGUCUGUCUCUUUCUAGGCCUUGAUGACUCUAUCGUUUUAGCCAAUGACGCUAGCAUGAUAUCGCAGCUAAAUUCCUGGCUUAGUCCCAAGUUACGCAGUUCAUACAGUUACUGGAAACUGUGUUACAGAGCUUCCGUUGACGGUUGGAGAUCACGGACCUUUCACAAUCGUUGCGAUAACAAAGGAGCCACUGUUACCAUUGUAAGGGUUGGGAGCUAUAUUUUCGGAGGUUACAACGAUAAUUCAUGGCAAUGUAAGUUCUCAAAUAUGGUAAGCAUGACGCCAUGAUCGUCCUUUGUUCAAAAUAAUGUCUUAAACCUAGGAUGAGGAGGAAAGGUCUGUUUUAUAACCCUCCUGUCUUUUGUAUAAUUGUAUUUAUUAAUUGUUCCUUGAUAAACUGAUACUAUUUUGUUAGUAGCCUGUUCCAGGCGUUCAGAUAGUAGAGCGCGGGAGAAAAAUUCACGAAGAAAAAAAACGAGGGGAGACUCGCUCUCGCCCCCAUUCCCCCUCCAUACACCAUUUUACAGCUGUGGGCUUAGUAUCCUAGACUUCGAAUGAGUGCAAGACUGAGGUUGACCAUGAUAGAUAGAUAGUUGGAUAGUAUUAACAAUACUUUGCUGCACAAAGGCUGAAUUGCGUAUUUACAAAUUAUGCAAUUGAUAAAAUGUGUAUAUAAAACUAAUAACCGUGAAUAAAAAAGUGUGAGAAAUGUGAUAAAAAGUCUAAAAAUCUACGUACAGGAUCAAAUAAUAAAACUAUUCCUAAAACGAUCUGUCUUGCAUUUAGGUACAAUGAAGCGCCUGUUGCACCUUAGAGCAUAACAAUGUUGUGAUACAAACCUCCUUUGUUUUGUUAUGGAAAUUAUACUUAAAAAGUGCUUGUUGAAAGAAAGCAGAAAUGGUUGUAUCAAAGCAAGGUCCACUCCAGCCUCGUUUCCAUCCAUAAUUGUAAAAUGGUCUAUUGAACGCGACUGAGUUACACUGAAUCUCUACUUGUUUGUGUUCUGUUUUUUUGUCUCUUCAGGGUAUGCUGGUUAUCAAUAUUCGACAAAUACUUUCUUGUACUCACUAAAAAACUACAAGGGGUAUGGAUACUUCAAAAAGGACAUAACUGACGGCCACUAUGGCUACGCCACUUACAGCGAUUAUAGUUUGGGUCCAACCUUUGGUGGGGGCCAUGAUAUGUACAUUGCGGACAAUGCGGGAAGAAAUACCAAUUCUUACUUUAAUUGUCACUCGUACCAGAGGCCUUAUUGCGACUAUGGCAUUUGGGUUGGAACACGAUACGGGAGUAAUUUCCGCCCAGAUGAGUUGGAAGUUUAUUAUGAAGUGCUUGCUUGAAACUGAGCAGCUACAAAAAACAAAGG
This is a messenger RNA of Porites lobata, 25938 nucleotides long. Lineage: Eukaryota; Metazoa; Cnidaria; Anthozoa; Scleractinia; Poritidae. The record is from the annotation of a GenBank genome assembly.